ACUGUGUAUUUAUCUAUAUUGUCUAUUUAUCAUUGUGAGGUCGCUUUAGCCAUAAUUAUGUAUUUUGCCUUUGCUGUAGAAAUACAAAGGUAAAGCUUUACUGGAUGCAGAGUUUAAAAGAUGAGAUGACUGAAAGUACAUAUGAGUAUUUUUUAUUAAAAAGUAUUUGUUUAUGGAGGCCGAAGUUCGGAAAGGGAGCUGCCCCAGGCUGUGAUUGGAGGAAGCGGUGCCACGUGCACCCUCCCCUACUACACCAACUGCUGAGAUCUUGACUUGAAACAUUUAGCAAGUGACAUUGUGUCUCUUGCAGUCCAGCGCUGAAAGACUGGAAGCGCUGAGUGGACCAAGUUGGUACAGGACCAAGAAGCCAAACAUUGACUGCAGGCUCGACUCUGUUUUGGACAGGUGAGGUGGUUUGGAGACCAUAUUUGUGACUUUAGACCUAGGUUGUGAGGCGGAGGGUCACGAUGGCAGUGAGCGGGUUUGACAUUGACGUGCCAAGGUGGGAUCAGUCCACGUUUAUGGGAAGAUUAAAGCACUUUGCCAACAUCACAGACUGGAGGACAGCACUACUGCCGGACUCACGACUGGAUGAGGCUAAAGCACUGGUGGAGAGCUGCAGAGCGGGGUCCGUUCCCCCCGGCACCACAGAGGAACAGCUGCUCUACGCCAAGAAGCUCUAUGACUCUGCCUUUCACCCUGACACUGGCGAUCGCAUGAACCUGAUUGGUCGAAUGUCUUUCCAGGUGCCCGGAGGGAUGGCCAUAACGGGCGGUAUGCUACAGUUCUACAGGACAGUCCCUGCUGUAGUGUUCUGGCAGUGGGUGAAUCAGUCGUUUAAUGCUCUGGUCAACUACACCAACAGAAAUGCUGCUUCCCCCAUCACACCCAAUCAAAUCGGAGUAGCCUAUUUAACAGCAACUAGCACUGCUCUAGCCACUGCUGUGGGACUUAACUUCUACACAAAGAGGGCCCCUCCGCUGGUGGCGCGCUGGGUUCCGUUUGCAGCCGUGGCGUCCGCUAACUGUGUCAAUAUUCCAAUGAUGAGGCAACAGGAGCUCCUGAAUGGCAUAGCUGUAACAGAUGAGAAUGGAAACAAACUUGGCCAUUCCAAGAAAGCAGCUGUGAAGGGCAUCACCCAGGUGGUCAUUUCCCGAAUUACCAUGGCAGCACCGGGCAUGAUCAUUCUCCCCGUCAUCAUGCAGAGACUUGAGAAAUUCAAGUUUAUGCAGAGGAUCACCUUCUUCCACGGACCUUUACAAGUCAUAAUGGUGGGAGCGUUCCUGGUCUUCAUGGUGCCUGCAGCCUGCUCCCUGUUCCCUCAGCAAUGCUCCAUGGCUGUGUCUAAGCUGGAACCAGAGCUAAGGGAGUCCAUCUUGUGUCAUUACGGGGACAGUGUACAAUACGUCUACUUCAACAAGGGCCUAUGAACACACGCACACUUGCCUUCUUAAUCAUUGUCCAAUCAGGGAGAGCAUCUGAAAGUUUUUAUAGAUGAGCCAAUCAGCAUCUUCGGUUCAUAGGAUAAAUAGCUUUCUCCUUGUUUGUCUUUAUUUUCAAAGAAUCUUUGUAAUUCUAAGGGAGAUGUUCAAAUGUGUUUGAAUUCUCUUUUUGUACCACAAACCACCUUUUUAUGCGAGUAAAGUACAUGUUGGAUAAAAAAAAA
Oncorhynchus tshawytscha (Chinook salmon) is the source of this 1666-nucleotide messenger RNA. RefSeq names its product sideroflexin 2 (gene sfxn2). Lineage: Eukaryota; Metazoa; Chordata; Actinopteri; Salmoniformes; Salmonidae. Gene Ontology annotation, molecular function: monoatomic ion transmembrane transporter activity. The transcript has 12 exons. The record is from RefSeq and is a predicted model, not a curated record. The coding region runs from base 468 to 1430 and encodes 320 amino acids. Gene Ontology annotation, biological process: serine import into mitochondrion; monoatomic ion transport. Gene Ontology annotation, cellular component: mitochondrial inner membrane.